This is a messenger RNA of Raphanus sativus (radish), 1093 nucleotides long. RefSeq names its product ras-related protein RABD2b. The record is from RefSeq and is a predicted model, not a curated record. The transcript is spliced from 7 exons. Gene Ontology annotation, molecular function: GTPase activity; GTP binding. NCBI's taxonomy places the organism in Eukaryota, Viridiplantae, Streptophyta, Magnoliopsida, Brassicales, Brassicaceae. Bases 215 to 895 code for a protein of 226 amino acids.
CUCUUUGUCAUCCACGCAUCUCCCUUGGUUGGCUUUGCCAAGUCAGCAUUCAAACAUCUCAAAGCUAAACAACGCAUUUACAAAUUUUCCCAAACCAAUUUCCUUCAGCCAAAGGAAAAAUAAAUAAAUAAAAUUAACAAAAAACGUUCAGUCUAUCUCUCUCUCUCUCUCUUUUGAUACGUUGUGAGAUCGAUCUAGAUAACGAUAGUUCGCCAUGAAUCCUGAGUAUGACUAUCUGUUCAAGCUUUUGCUUAUCGGUGACUCUGGUGUUGGAAAAUCAUGUUUGCUUCUAAGAUUUGCUGAUGAUUCUUACCUGGAUAGCUACAUCAGUACCAUUGGUGUUGACUUUAAAAUCCGUACAGUCGAACAGGACGGAAAGACAAUCAAACUCCAGAUCUGGGACACAGCUGGUCAAGAACGUUUCAGGACUAUCACCAGCAGCUACUACAGAGGAGCUCAUGGCAUCAUUGUAUGUGCUCACUCAAGCAAUCAUGUUUUUGUUAAUACAUCCAAUCGGUCAGAGUUGACUUUUUUUUGGCAGGUCACCUAUGAUGUCACUGACCAAGAGAGCUUCAACAACGUCAAGCAAUGGCUCAAUGAAAUCGACCGUUACGCUAGUGAGAAUGUGAACAAGCUACUCGUUGGGAACAAAAACGAUCUCACUUCACAGAAGGUUGUAUCCACUGAGACAGCUCAGGCUUUUGCAGAUGAACUUGGGAUCCCUUUCUUGGAAACAAGUGCUAAAAAUGCAACCAAUGUUGAAGAAGCUUUCAUGGCCAUGACUGCUGCUAUUAAGACCAGAAUGGCUAGCCAACCAUCUGGAGGUGCCAAACCACCGACGGUCCAGAUUCGCGGACAGCCGGUGAACCAGCAAUCAGGCUGUUGCUCAUCUUGAUUCCAUUAGUCUCAAAGGUCCUUUUUGGAUCAUUACACCAUUAUAAUCAUUUGUUUCCAUUGCAUUGUGACUUUUCCAGUUGUGACAACUCAGUUGAAUCCUUUUUUUCUUCCUUCAUUUUAUAGCUUUGCUAUUCUUUGUCCGAUGUAUUUCGAAGUUUAAAACUCAUAAAUUCUAUAGUAAUCCUAAUUUCUCCGA